GCUUUUCAGUUCCGAGCCUCUCUCUUUCUCUCUCAUCUUCAAGAGCACAAAGUCGUAAGUCGCCAUUUUUCUAUGCUCGAACUCGCAGUGAAAUUUGAAAAAGAAAAACUGUGUUAAAAGCAGUACGACCGAGAAAGUUCUAUGCGACGAAUUACAAACCGCCGGUGAUAGCUAACUGUUUUUUCCGAUGGUCUGAAAAUCACUGACGACACGUGUGUCAGUUCCCGGCGACUUAUUGAUGGCUCUUACUGACCAAAAAUCGCCGUCGGACGGCAAGGUGUGGGGUUUGUUUAAGCUACCGUUUCGGAAUUCGGGAAAUACGCAUUCUACGUCGUCGUCGUCGCACAACACGCAGAGCAAUCAACAGCAACAAAGUCAAGGUAACAACAAUGCACAGGUCGAUGGAUCGAAUCCUCCCAACACUUCCAGCUCUGUCUCUUCCGUCGCCAGAUCUUUUCUCCCUACACGGCGUCGUCUUCGCCUUGAUCCGUCGAAUAAGCUCUACUUUCCCUAUGAACCUGGUAAGCAAGUGAGGAGCGCUAUUAGAAUUAAAAACUCAAGCAAGUCCCAUGUAGCUUUCAAGUUUCAAACAACCGCACCAAAAAGCUGUUUCAUGCGCCCUCCAGGGGCUAUUCUUGCUCCUGGCGAGAGUCUCAUAGCAACUGUGUUCAAGUUUGUGGAGCAUCCAGAGAACAAUGAAAAACCAGUGGAUCAGAAGCGCAAGGUGAAGUUUAAAAUCAUGAGCCUAAAGGUGAAAGGAAUGAUGGACUAUGUGCCUGAGCUGUUUGAUGAGCAGAAGGAACAAGUUGCAGUAGAGCAGAUAUUGCGGGUUGUAUUUUUAGAUGCGGAGCAUCCUACCCCAGCUCUGGAAAAAUUGAAACGCCAGUUAGCUGAGGCUGAAGCUGCCGUUGAGGCACGCAAGAAACCCGCAGACGAUACAGGUCCAAAGAUUGUUGGUGAAGGACUAGUCAUAGAUGAAUGGAAAGAGCGAAGAGAAAGAUACCUUGCUCGACAACAAGUUGAAGGGGUGGACUCGGUGUAAACUGGAAGUCUAUAUUCAACUGUUUUACUCUGAAUGGAGAUUUUAUAAUCAACUGUUAAUGAAUGUAUCAUUGCAUAUCCUUUUAUCUUUUGGUUUAAUAUGAAGGUUGUUGUGUUCAAAGAGCUAAAUGGGAGACCAUUAACAUCUAUUCAUGUGGAAACUGUGUGUUGAAGUAUAUAAGUGGAGGUUCUACA
Messenger RNA from Cornus florida, 1236 nucleotides. RefSeq names its product vesicle-associated protein 4-2. The coding region runs from base 239 to 1042 and encodes 267 amino acids. Gene Ontology annotation, biological process: endoplasmic reticulum membrane organization. The transcript is spliced from 7 exons. The record is from RefSeq and is a predicted model, not a curated record. NCBI's taxonomy places the organism in Eukaryota, Viridiplantae, Streptophyta, Magnoliopsida, Cornales, Cornaceae. Gene Ontology annotation, cellular component: plasma membrane; endoplasmic reticulum membrane.